AUGACUGACUUAAUUUCCUUGUUCGGAGAGACUUCUGGCACAUCCGCCGUCAAACAUAUGCAGUCGAUCAUGCUUAGUGAUCCCGAAGGACGUCAGAUCCUCGAUGAGAGACCUCGCAUUCGCAGCAGUACGAUUGACCUUGAGUAUUUGCGGAAACUUCCCCCGAACGCAUUUGGCCGGCAUUAUUCAGACUUUCUAACCAACUAUCAUUAUAGUCCAGAUGAACGGAUGAUGGUUAACUUCAUGGAUGACGUCGAUCUAGCCUACGUUAUGCUACGUUAUCGUGAAAUUCAUGACUUGGUUCACGUUCUUCUUAAUCAACCUACGAAUAUGCUUGGAGAAGUUGUUGUUAAAUGGGUGGAAGGUUUACAGUGCAGUCUGCCACUUGGACUUUUUGGUGGAUAUUUUGGAGCCCUGCGUUUAGCUCCACUCCAAACAAAGAACUAUCUUUCCUCACAACUUGAAUUUGCACUUCGUGUAGGAUUGCAUUCGCGAAACUUCAUGUGCGUUUUCUUUGAACGGUACUGGGAAAUGGACAUUGAUGAAAUGCGUGCUAAACUAAAUGUCCCAACUCCUCCAGAAUUAAAGUACAAACCGCGGAAGAAAAUGACUGCAUCUCCAGCGACUUAA
Dibothriocephalus latus is the source of this 630-nucleotide messenger RNA. Lineage: Eukaryota; Metazoa; Platyhelminthes; Cestoda; Diphyllobothriidea; Diphyllobothriidae. The record is from the annotation of a GenBank genome assembly.